AUGGAGUUGAUUGCGGGCUCCUCGCCUCAUCCAAGGAUGGUCAUUGGUGACUUUAAUGCCACUCUAUAUGACCAUGAGAGAAGAGGGCCUGGGAGAUUUGGCAUGGGGGCAGCCAUGGAAUUCUCGGCUAUGGUAGACGCCUCUGCUAUGGUUCAAAUUCCUUCCUCAGGUAGGAAGUUCACUUGGAGCAAUAAUCGGCGAAGGGGUCACGUGUCUGCGGUUCUUGAUAGAACCUUUGUAAAUGAAGACUGGUUGAAGUCUUUUGACGAUUGCAUUCAACAGGUGCUCCCUCAUUUUGCCUCUGACCAUGCCCCAUUAUUGGUUCGCUCUGGUAUAUCACUAAAGCCUAAGAACUGCCCCUUCAGACUAAAUAAUUUCUGGUUGGAUCAUUUGGAUUUUCUAGAUUUGGUCAAUGCUACUUGGAACAUUGAGGUUUUAGGCUCUCCAACUUAUAUUCUAGCUCAGAAGUUGAAAGCCCUGAAACCUAUUAUUAAAUCCUCGUCAAGGAGAGCUUUCCCUCGCCUGGAUCAGGAGGUGGCCAUUUCAAAGUCUUAA
Molecule: messenger RNA, 555 nt
Organism: Macadamia integrifolia
Lineage: Eukaryota; Viridiplantae; Streptophyta; Magnoliopsida; Proteales; Proteaceae
Exons: 1
Coding region: 1-555 (184 amino acids)
Source: RefSeq, a predicted model, not a curated record